ACGCAGGCACAAAGCUAAGACCCCAAAAAAGCACACUCUCUUGUCCUUUUUCCUUCUUUCCUUUUUUUGACUUUUCUUUGGGUUUACUCAUUCCCUUAACUCUCGGCAUCAUUUGAGGACCCAGAGCUUGUUCUGAGUUCAUUACUCUGCGGUGGACUUCAUAGCGUCGGAUAUUAAGUUCCCACUAGAUGUUGUGGUAAUGAGAGCGGUGAAGAUUUUUCAGUCGGUGAGCUUAAAGUAAAAGAAGUGGUGAAGAUUUUUCUGUACUAGUUAGUUCAAUUGAAUGAUUGGAUCUCUUUUUGGGGCUGUACAAGACUUCUUAGGAUGGUAUUGUGCCCACACUGAGUGAAGGGUGGGGGGGGAUUUGGUUAAGUUAGUGAAAUUUGAGAAUACAUAAAGAGGUGGUGUUGAUAAUUUGUUCUGCUGUUAAACGAGAUGGAGGAAAGAAGGUUGAAUUUUAAUGCACCACUUUUGUCAGUGAGGCGAUUUGCUACAUCAGUAGCAUCUUCAGAGGGGAAGAAUGGGAAGAGAAUUGAGGAUUCACGGCUCAACAGACGAUAUACGAUACCAUUUUAUAAGUCAGACUUGAGUUUGGAGCAGGUGACAGAACCAGUUGCAGUUCCAUUUUUGUGGGAGCAGACCCCUGGACAACCAAAGGAUGGUGGACCUGAGACUCAACAACUUGAGGAGGCUUCUGUUACUCCAAGACUUCCACCGCAGAGAAAUCUGGAUAUUAUAAAGUAUCCUUCGGAGAAAGAAGUUGAAGAUAGGCCAAAAAUUGAGUCCUGUUCUUUGAUUGACAGUGUGACUAGAUAUGAUUGCUCAAAAGAGGAAAAUGAGGAGAAGGAGAAGUUAUAUUUGGAGGAUCAUGAUGAAAUUUAUUCUGAUGCACUUGAUGCACUUUCUCCAACUGAUUCAUUCUCCAUGAAUUGCAGUGUCAGUGGUGUAAGCGGGUCUGAUGGUCAGGUUAUAAAUCUGUCAGGAACCUUUUCUACGGACUCACAAACUCGAGAUUUCAUGAUGAGUCGUUUCUUACCUGCAGCCAAGGCAAUGGCUUUAGAACCACCUCACUAUGCUUCAAGGAGGCAACCUAUAGCAGUUGAGCAACCAAGACAGGUUCUGAAGUUGGUUCCUGAAGAUAGGAAGUCUCCUGUAAAUGAGUCUAUUGUCAUACAGCAUUAUGGUGAAGAUGCAGUCGCAGAUGAAGAAGAAAGUGAAGAUGAAGUUGAUGAUUCUGGCAAUCUGUCAAGCAGAGGUUGUGGUUUGUUUCCACGGUUAUGCUUAAAUAAGUCUUUUUGUCUCUUAAAUCCAGUUCCGGGUUUGAAGGUCAGAACCCACUCUUCAAUGUCUUCAACCUCUGAAGUCAGAAAGUCAGGCAAAGCAACGUAUGCUGAAUCUCACGGGCAAACUAUCAACAAGCAUUUCAGAGAUUCGGUAUAUAAGCAUCCGUUAGAUGCUGGAGUUCAAUCACCAAAGCUAAUAUUGGGGAUUGAGAAUAAAAUGAUCAAUGGUUCCAAUCGGUUUUCUUGCUCAAAUGAGCAGCCGAUGUCAAAUAGGUCAUCUCCCUGCAGGCGUGGAAUUUCCCCCUACCGAAAUGAAAGACCUCCGUCUCCCUUUCGUGGAGUGGGGUUUCUUGGUGUUCCUAAAGAAGCUGAGAAUACCAGAGCAAGUAGGUUUAAUUUGUCGGACAAAUCUAGUAGUAAGUCUCAUGAAUUGUUUACAAAUAGACUGAAUUUGCAUACGAAAGCUAGUAGCAAGUCUCAGGAAUUAUUUCCCCAUCAGAGUUCUAAAACAAGGGCAGGCUCACUGAGCCCUGCAGUUGAGAAGACACUCUAUGUAGAUACUGUAAAAUUUGCCAAAAUAUCGAGUUCGAAUUCAAUUUCCUCAGAUAACAAGGGGCUAAUGGACCCAGUGCGCGAGAGUUUUGAAACCUCAAUGCGAAGAAGAGGGAUGGAAGAAACUACUAGGAUGGAGUCUUCUUUACAAGAUGUUAAGUGCCUUAAUAUUGCCAAGGGAGGGAGCAUAUCAGAAACCAAAAUCCUGGGUUCCAUAAAAGCCAAUCGGUCUUCUUUCUCAGGAAGAUUGCACCGUGGAGGUGCAGCAGAUAUGGUGGAGUGCUUUGGACCAGAUGAAGAACUCAAUCAGGAAUGCAAGUCUUUGGAACUUGUAAAAGUUGUUGAUGAUGGAAAUCUAAACAGUAGCAAGGAUCGGAAUUUAGAGAAAGAUUAUCCAGAAUGUUUUAACAGUGGUUUCGAGCAGUCGCCUCUUCCUCCACCACUACCACAAAAACCUUCCGAAUCCUGGCUUUGGCGUACUCUGCCUUCAAUGUCCUCACAAAAUUCCUUUUCGGCUUCAUAUCACAGCAGAUUUCAUCCUAAAAGGCAGGAUUCUUAUACCAGUACUAAGUGGGAAACAAUUGUAAAAACGUCCUAUUCACAUCAUGAUCACAAACGUUACUCAGAGGAAUUAACAGCCCACUUUUCACAGCAAACGAUAACAUGAAGUUUGAAGAUCCUCAUCAAAGUCCUUGGAUUACUGAUCUGUUAAAUCCUUCCAGUGAUUAUUUUUUCUCCCGGAAGGUUAUUUUCCUAUUGCUUCUUCCUCUGUAUACUAGACCAGUGGUAUUGGUGUGCCCGGUUUCAGUAACCGUAUUAAACUUCGUAAGUCUGUGUGUGAAUGUCUUCUGCAUUAGUGUGUGCUAAUUCAGUCAGGUCAUAUUCAAUUUCUUGGAAUGGUCAUAAAUCUUUGAAGAUCAGUUCUCAAACAUUGAUCUUCCUUUAUACUUUGUCCGCUCUGGAAAUGAAUUCCGAUACAGAUUCCUGAACA
This is a messenger RNA of Mangifera indica (mango), 2826 nucleotides long. RefSeq lists its product as uncharacterized. Bases 436 to 2502 code for a protein of 688 amino acids. Lineage: Eukaryota; Viridiplantae; Streptophyta; Magnoliopsida; Sapindales; Anacardiaceae. The record is from RefSeq and is a predicted model, not a curated record. The transcript is spliced from 5 exons.